Messenger RNA from Lingula anatina, 2615 nucleotides. RefSeq names its product EF-hand calcium-binding domain-containing protein 12. Lineage: Eukaryota; Metazoa; Brachiopoda; Lingulata; Lingulida; Lingulidae. Gene Ontology annotation, molecular function: calcium ion binding. The record is from RefSeq and is a predicted model, not a curated record.
UAUCAUCUGGCAAAUUAAUACAGGCUAUAAUACAGACUGAAUGUAUAUUUUUGGCUUGUCUUGGAUCAACCUCGUUGCUGUUUACAGUAGCAACAACAUGGCGGUCAUAUGUCGGUCUCUUUGGUUGGGGUUAGGCCACUGAUGAGGCUGAUUUUGUGACGUUAACAUGACUCUGAUUGACUUGAACUGGUGCAUUCACUGAUUCGUUCUCCUGAAGCAACAGGUUACUGGUACUGUACUUGCAAAGAGACACCAUGGGGACCAAGUGGAGAGAAGGAGUGGGGGCAGUACCCUCGGACCUGGGCUUCUGUCUUAAUCGCCUCUUUGACCCUUUAAACUAUGACCAUACUACCGUGGAGGAAUUUCUCAAAGGUUACAAAGAAAGGGACCUGAAAAAAGCAAAAUUAUACAAAAUAGCAUCAAAUAUGUUUGGUGUGCCACCUGGAGCUCGGAAAAGAAGAAUUUUAGCUCCGCCUAUGGAAAAGGCCCCAGUGGUCAACCGAAAAAUUGAAUCUGCACCAGAACUCUCUCUGCCAGAGAAGACAAAAACUAAAGAUAAAGGCACAAAAGAUUCAGAGGAAGCAGAAAUAGAAUAUGCCAUGCCAGAGCUUGCCAAGUAUAAAAAGUGGUUUAAAGAAAGAAAGGAAUUUAGAAUCACUUUAGAAUCCAUGGGUUUGAAUGAAGAAUGGCUGGUUAACAAACCUGACAAGACUCCUUUAGAGUACAGGAUGCUCCAGAGAUUUAUAGAUGCUAGGACACCAAAGCCACCUUCUCCUGAGCCUGUGAUAGAAGUAAAUCUAGAGGGUGAAUUGCCGGAAAAUUUGCCCUUGGUCCACCGCCCUGCACCUCUGGCUAUCAAAGCCAUAGAUGAGUUUUUACACAAGAAAAAUAUGAGACUCAUUGACUUGUUCAGGAAAGUCGACAAAGAUAAAAAUUGGAAAAUAUCAACACAGGAAUUUAGGAAGAUUAUAAAAGAGAACCACAUCCCCAUCUCUGAUAUCCUGCUGGAGGACUUAAUGCUGGCUCUGGACACUGACCUCAAUGAUGAGCUGGACUACAAGGAGCUGGCCAUGGGGCUUGACCAGUACAAGAUAGAGAGGAGAGAGUCACAGAAGAAGAUGGGGAGCAUAGAUAAAAUUUCCACAAUCAGCUCAACAACAGUAACCAAGUCCAAAGUGAGUGGGCCCAGGGGUGGGGCACCAGAUGGAGCUCCAGAGAGCGUAAAGGGGGUUCAGAUUGGGGGUUCUGAGGGUGGGAGGGGGAUCCAGGGAGCUGGUGAAGGGAGUAUUAAAGAAGCUGCUGAGAGCACACAGCCUGAGAUUACCGUCAGCUCACACAAGACACCGCAGCCCCCAUCACCACCUACUAAGACUGGAACUGCUAGCAGCAUGAGUAAUCCCAGUGCUAGUGCCCGGCCCAAGUCAGAACUGAGCACCAUCAGUCAGUCAAGAUCUCCGUCCCCGACAUCAUCCCUGCACCUGGAGCCUCCAGAGGCGGACCUGCGGCCAGAGCAAAUGAUAUUGUCCUCAGAGGAAGCCAUGUUGGACCUCAGGAAGAGAGACAGGGAGGCGCUUGCCAGAAUGAUGGGGAAGAAGCUGCCUAAGACUCCCAGUUUCAAGCAGCACCGGCAGACUACAGGAAAGGCAGCCCUGAUAAAGACUGGCAAUAAGGCCAUAGACGACCACUGCCGCCCCUCCACCCUGGAGGGUGAGACUGCAGACAUGGUGGACAGGUUCAGGCAACUCAAGGUGAAAGAGUACCAUGAGAUUCUCAGGGUGUGUCAGAAGAACCAUGUGCCACUGGCAGAAAGCUUAUUAGAAAGGGUUCUCUUCCAUCCACCUGACAAACCACAUUCCCUCUUGAAAAAGAAAAUCCGCCAGCCGGGUGUGGAUCUGCUGGUUUCUUCCCACUAUGCAGACCCUCCCAAGAAACCAAAGACUCCCAUGCAAAUCAAGCACAAGGACAAGAUGAUACUGUCCAAGACAGGCCAGCUCCUGAUAGACAGCAGACACAUGUACCCACAGCAUGAAAAGGUGGCGCCAGCGGGCCACAAGAUCAACCUGUCCACAGGGAGGGCAGUGGUCAGGCGGAGAGUGGACUGCUGGAUGUCAUUUGAGGAGUAUGACAGGUUAACGAGUAAAUUUGCUGUGCGCUACAAGCAGCUCCAUGGCAACAUUGAUGACAAUGCCUUUUGGCCUGGUCAUCUUCUGGACAAGAUACGCCUCUGCAUGCCACCUUACGACAACCCACAGCACGAGCCAGGGGCACGCAGCAUGUUCAGAAACACAACAACAGGUGAACUGCGUACUAAUCAUGGUUACGACAAUGACUUGAACUUAUGGCCAGUUAAUGACAGUGGCUGCAUUCAGAUGGGCAUGUACGACCCAUAUAAAAAUAAACCUUUGUGGAACGUAUGAAUGUGAUACUUUCAUUAAAAUGCUAACUGUGGUGGCAGCAUUGGAAUGGCUAGUAACAUGUUGUGGUAGGGUUCAAUAGUGGAAGCUAUCCAAAAAGUAUCUGUCAGUAGUUAUACUAAAAUGUAAAUUAAAACAUUUGUCUCAUUAAGUGUCUGGUACAAGCUUCAUAUAAGAGUUUUUUUUUUUUUUUUUUUUUUU